Messenger RNA from Thrips palmi, 1540 nucleotides. It is a transcript of the gene Hpf1, whose product is annotated as histone PARylation factor 1. Gene Ontology annotation, biological process: regulation of protein ADP-ribosylation; DNA damage response. Gene Ontology annotation, molecular function: histone binding; poly-ADP-D-ribose binding. The record is from RefSeq and is a predicted model, not a curated record. Bases 52 to 1407 code for a protein of 451 amino acids. The transcript is spliced from 7 exons. Gene Ontology annotation, cellular component: nucleus. Lineage: Eukaryota; Metazoa; Arthropoda; Insecta; Thysanoptera; Thripidae.
UACAUCCAGCUUCCGCUUCCGGUCCGGCAGACGAUCAUUUCAAAACCGAAAAUGGCGGGCAACGACGGACCCACCCUAAAUUGCGAAACCAUUGAAGAAUAUCAGAAGGAUCCGCGCAUCGCCUGUAAAUAUGGUGCCAAAUGUUACCAGAAGAACUCGGUUCACAUAAACAAAUACAAACACCCGCCACAUGUCAAAGACACCAAAGCCACCAAGAGGAGAGGGGCCAAACGUCCCAACAAAGUCGCUCUGCCUCCACAGAGUGACAGCGACGGUCCAGACGACGGCCACGUCUCAGACGCUGCGUCGGGAACCGGGUCCCCGAAGAGGAAGGCUCCCAAGCUGAAAGCAGCCAGUGACAACGAGGAGGACCAGAGCGGUGCAGGGCCAUCGCAGGAUGCCGCCUCAACAGUCACCGUCGAUGUUCAUUCAUUUGACAGCGAGCCUGAACUGCCACCGUCACCAAGUGACAUCAAGCAGAGUAUUAAGCAAAAGUUUCUGGUUGAAAUGCCUGAAGACUUUUAUCUGUUCUGGGACUUUUGUGAAUCUGUCAAUGGAUCCAAUCCUGCACUUGCCUUCAAGGACCUAGGCCUCAGAUUAGUUGGGCCAUUUGAUGUUCUCUCCAGCCAUUUUAAACUAGACAGUAGUCAACGUAAACAAUCAUUAUUCUUAUUGCAUUGGCGAUAUUACUAUGAUCCACCAGGAUUCCAGACUGUUCUUAAAGGAGAUGACACCAAACAGUUCCAUAUUGGAUACUUCAGGGAUGAUCCAAAAUCUAUGCCUGCUUUCCUUGCCAGCAAUUGUGCUGCAAAGGAUGGAGUGUUCACUCAGGUUGCUGAAAAUAUAUUUGGAGCAGUGAAUGCCUAUUUGAAUGACUUGAAAAAAGCGUCCAAUCCAUUUCUCCAGUCCAAAAUUGCCAGACUUCAAAAGUCUUUACAGGAUUAUGCGAAAGGGAGUGACAUUACCUUGGAUACCAAAACUCAGGCUAUGAGGUUGAGGGAUCGUAAAUCAGUGUCAAAAACUUUUAAUGGAUUGGGCCUUGUGGUUCCCGUUGAGAAGAGGACUGAAAUUGGUUACCGGGAAUUAAUAGAAACAGAUGUAAAUCUGAAACGAAUCUUGAAGAGAAUUGCUGAGGCUGAGAGGCAGGAUGUGAAAGAUAAAGGCCUCGACCAAUUGCAGCAAGUGAUUACUGCUGCAAACAUAGCGAAUGAUGAAUGUGAUUUUGGUACCAGUGUAGAACUUGGGCUGGAUCUCUUUGCAUUUGGCGGACCGGAGUUUGAUCAGUCUGCCCUCCAACUUCUUACUACUGGUUAUACGCUUCUUGGUCGGCCUGAGUUUGCCAAAAUUGCCAGGGUUCAUAUCAACAAUAGACAGAAAGGUGUCAAGUUGGACAUGUUUUCAUCAUAACUCUUGGUGCUGUUAAAUUUUUUAAAUGAAGAUCAUAAUUAUCAUCUUUUUAAUUUACCUGUAAUUUAUUUUAUUUUUCAUCUUUUCAUUUCUCAAAAUAAAGAUUUGGUGUGAGAGCCUUUCAGAAUUUAGA